AAUGCAUGAUUUUUGUAUUACGCACAUGUCUGUGGGAAAACGUAUAGUCGGUGUUCUCUCCUUUCGAUCGAUCUUUUUUAUUUUUAUUAGAAUUAUCUAAAUUACAUUUGCAGGCGAUGACUUGGAGUGUUACUGUAGUCAUAUUGGCAUACAGCGCCUUGCUGUGUUUCAGAGGGAGUUCUCAGGAGGUUCUUGUGAAGAAGGUUAUAGCUGCACCAGGUUCAGAUGCUGUGCUCAGUUGCUUGUUUCCUGUGAAUCCAAAUAUAGAUUUUGAAAUGUUGGUUAUAAACUGGCAGCAUGGUGAUACAGUGGUGCACAGCUUCUAUCGACACAGGGAUCAGCUUGAAAAACAGAAUGAAGUUUACAAAGGCCGAACAUCUCUCUUCCAAGACCAGUUACAGGCAGGAAAUGCAUCACUAAUGUUAACUGACAUUCAGCCAGAACAUAAUGGAGAAUAUAAGUGUUAUGUGACAUGCAACAAUGGUCCAAAUGAACAGAUGGUUUAUUUGCUUGUAGCAGCUCCAUACGAUGAACCUGAAAUUGCAGUUCAGUAUCUCUGCAGGAAUAUCAUCAUCAGUCUUUCAUCUCAUGGUUUUCCUAAACCUCUUGUGACUUGGUCUGCACCCUUAGGAUAUGAAAAUACAACACUUAUACCUGACAGUAGAGGGCGCUAUAGACUGCAAAGCAACAUGACCUUGAACCUGAACUCCACAGAAACUGUUAGAGUAGAGAUGAGCCUGGAUGUGCUGUCACAAAAGUUCAGCAGGGAACUUACACUACAUCCUCAUCCAGCAUGCUGUGAAGCAGAAAGUCCACGGAGCAGGAUUGGGUUUGGCAUCGCCCUAUUGGUGUUAAUACCUGCUGUCUUAAUGCUGCUGUUACAGAGAAAAUGAUGAACAUGUUUACAAUAAAAAAUGUUCAUACAUUUAAAUUAAA
Messenger RNA from Triplophysa dalaica, 936 nucleotides. Its product is annotated as CD276 antigen-like. The record is from RefSeq and is a predicted model, not a curated record. The coding region runs from base 117 to 893 and encodes 258 amino acids. The transcript has 4 exons. Lineage: Eukaryota; Metazoa; Chordata; Actinopteri; Cypriniformes; Nemacheilidae.